UGCUGACAUCUAUUUGGAAAAUCCUCCGUUGGUAUGGUAGAAAUGGUCGUUGGCACUUAUUGGCAGGUUGUUAUGGAAAAUGCCGCCAAAAGUUUUUGUUUGUGCCUGCAUGAUGGGUAUUGUCACGCGGUUCCUGUUGACGUUUUAAAAGCGUGUGGAGGUCGAACACUUUUUGAUGCGCUAACUGCAAUCCGAAGAUGAGUUAAACGUGUUUUGACCUGAACGGCUGUCCAAAAAGACUUAAAUUCACGAAAAUUCGUUGGUUCAGGUUACCGGGUGAAAUCUGCAACUUCGAUUGAAUCGUACAUGUUACUUUUUUAUUUGAAGAUUUAUGUGAAUCCAGAAAAAUGAGUGAGGUGAUAGUUCUUAGUUCAUCUGAAGAUGAAGCUGAAAUUGUAUCUUCAAAGAGAAAUAAGAAUGACAAAGCAAAAGACAGGGAAUCUAGAGACAGCGAUUUUAGUUUAUCAGAUUUCCCACAAAUAAAUUUUAAUGACAUUCACAGUAACAUUGAUUUGAGUGGCAACAAUGGUCAGGAAGAAAAUUGUAGUUUUUCUGACAUUCCUGAAGUUGAUAACUCAAGAACAAAAGGAAAAACAAGCAGUUUUGAAGACGAUUCUUUCCUAUCUAAUUUACCUAAAUUUAAUGUAAAUCAGACAAAUAAUUCAGGAGCAGGAACAUCAAAAGAUGAAGAAGAUUGUGCAUCAGGUGCUGCAAAUACAAAUGCCAAAAGCAGUAAUUCACAAGAUGGGUCCCAGAGCGAUUCAGACUAUGAAUCCCAAAAUAACUUAGUUGAUUAUUGGGCGCAGUAUAUGGACGGGUUGAAAAGUAAAUACAACGUUAAUGUUGACUUGUCUUCUGAUGAAGACAAUGAACUGGAAGAAGCAGUAGAGAAGGAAAAGGAACAAAAGAGAAAAAGGAGUGGAGGAAAGAAAGCACCUACUAAAUCAAAAGCUGAGGCUGCUGAAGCGAAAAAAAGAAAACAAGAAGAGCGACAACAGGAAAAAUUAAGAAAGCAAGAAGAAGCAGCUAAACAAAAAGCUUUAAAGCAAUUGAAUAAAAAAAAUCGGUUGCAGUUCAAUCCUGAGAACAGUUUAAAGUCAAUGAAAAUCUUAUUUGACGAAGAGGUUGCAAAAUACGAUUUCUACACAGACGUCUUAAGAAAUGCUGAAGAAUAUGAAGUCCAAUAUAAUGUACAAUCCCAACUCAUACCUAAAAGUAUAACAUGGAGUAGAAAGGUAGAAGAUAAUUAUAUUAAUGAUAAGCAUGAAGUGUGUUCUACUGUGAAGCAAAUUGAUGAAGAUCAAUUGAUGAUAAUUUGGGAUGCUGAGGAAACUGUGAAUCAUAUUUCCAAUGAUACGUUUAUUUCCACAAUUUCUAAUGUUAAAUCAUUAUUGCCUGACAAAAAACUAACUUUAGUUAUGUACAAAAUCGAAAGUUACUUCAAGUACAUCAAAAGUAUCAAAGAUCGUGCUGUUCGAGAAGAUAUUUUAAGUAGUCAGGGUAAUCAGCAGAAUCAAAAAAAGUCUAAAACCAAAGCUGACAGAACAUUUGCUAAUUUCCCAAAAAUUUCAAGAGAUAAGUUCGAAGACUGUUUAGUUGAAAUUCAAUUAUUGCAUAAAGCAAAUUCAAGAUUAAUUGAACUACCAUGCGAAAUGGUUUUACUGAUACACCAAUAUACAAAAUCGUUAGCUCAACGGCCAUCUAAGCUGGAAAAGAGACAAGAGUCAUUUCAAAAUGAUUGGUAUGUUAGCUGUGAUAACAGGGAUACUGUAAAAGUUGACAAGGAUGGAAAUGGCUUAAAAAGAUUGUGGCAACAACAGCUAUGUCAAUUCACAUUGAUGAGUUUAGAAAGUGCAGAGGCAAUAGUAUCAGUUUACAAAAGUCCAUUACAAUUAAUGGAAGCUUAUAGUAAAUGCAGUCCAGCUGAAGGAGAGACAUUAUUAAAGGAUAUUCCGAUCAGAAGAGCAGUAGGACCAUUGACUUCGACCAGAAAAAUCGGACCCGAAUUAAGUAAAAAAAUAUUUACGAUGUUUACUGCAGAGGAUGGAGAUUUAUAUUUAAAUGAAUGAAUUUCCUCGAAAUUUUUUGAAUGACUAUUUCGUUAUUAAGAGAGUUUAAUUUUUAUAAAAAUAAUUGUUUUAAUAUAUAAAAAAAGUUUAAAAAAUACUACGAUAUUUUACGAGACUGACAAAAGAAAGGAUGUUUACAAAUUUUGUACACACAUGUUUAUAUACAUUUGACUAAGUUAGCAAGAAAAAUAAAACAAAGUCAAAUUCAUAAGAAUAAUCACUUUUAUUGAACGCAAAAUUUAACAAUUGAAAAGAAAAUAUCUUUCACAAAAUUUGUAUUGGGCUGAGUAAAAAACUGUACAUUAAGUUUAGAUUUUAAGGCAGCAAAUUCUUAACAAGUGAGUUUAUAAGUCGAAUGCUUUGAUGAACUUGGUAGUUAAAUUUUCAUUUUUGCGUGCUUCCUUAUUUACAGACUUUUAAUAUACCAGGCAAUUCAAGAAGAGCAUUAUUAAAGCUAAA
This is a messenger RNA of Nasonia vitripennis (jewel wasp), 2528 nucleotides long. It is a transcript of the gene mms4, whose product is annotated as crossover junction endonuclease EME1. The coding region runs from base 348 to 2069 and encodes 573 amino acids. Gene Ontology annotation, biological process: resolution of meiotic recombination intermediates; replication fork processing; mitotic intra-S DNA damage checkpoint signaling. The record is from RefSeq and is a predicted model, not a curated record. Gene Ontology annotation, cellular component: nucleus; Holliday junction resolvase complex. The transcript has 5 exons. NCBI's taxonomy places the organism in Eukaryota, Metazoa, Arthropoda, Insecta, Hymenoptera, Pteromalidae.